CUAUCGAUACGGUAUGUCCAUAUUCACCUCAUCAUACACUCGACUAUCAGUAUGUCUACUUGUAAUAUUAGUCAUUUUGUAUAUUAUUCAUUACUACUCAUGGCCGUCGUGGAAAUACAAUGUUUUACAGUCGAAAAAUUCCGCAAAACAUGUACCAAUUUCGCCGAAGCUUAGAAUUCUUUGCUUCGGCGAUUCUCUGACAGCUGGGAUGAAGAAGAGAGGAGACAUGGACCCGUCUCAUAUUUAUCCCUACUCAAAUACUCUUAAGAAACUCUUCGACAAGCAUUUAUCAAGGAAAAUACGAAGUAAAUUAUCGGUUCGAAUUCAAACUGAGGGUGUUCCUGGAGAAAGAGUGCUUGGAGGAAUGAAACAAAGACUCUAUGGCUUGAUGAAUGGUAAUGUUACGUAUGACUGGGUCGUAAUUCUCGGAGGUACGAAUGACUUGAAUUUUUUCCUACAGCAACCAACCAAAGCUCCUAAUGUAACAGCCGUCUUGGAAGAAUUGCUUGAGUUACAUGAUUUAAGUCAUACUUUUCUUGCCAGAACCAUAGCUGUCUCUAUUCCUCCAAGACAAUGCGAAAGAACUUCUAAAUGUAAGUCUUACACAGACGCUCGUCACUACAUAAACAAAGAACUCCGCCUGUAUUCAACGAGUAGAACGGGGGAAACGUUUUAUGUUGACAUAGAGAAAGAAAUGAGAACUGAUAAGCCGUAUUGGAGCGACGAAGUUCAUUUUAAUGAUCUUGGCUACGACAGAAUAGGCAGUAUUAUAUUUGACAGUCUUUAUAAAAAUAUUUAGCUGAGCGUGACGACGCUACCGGACAUACAUCUGCAGCCAUCUGCAGGUUGUUUUGAAAAUAUUUUGGGCUACCUGUGGUUUGGUCAGCAAGAGUUUUUGGAAGUUACUUUCAACUAACUUAAAAGUCAUAUAAUAUAUAAAUGUACUUAAAAGUAAGGUUGAAAAUCAUCAGUACACUUUACAGA
Actinia tenebrosa (Australian red waratah sea anemone) is the source of this 984-nucleotide messenger RNA. RefSeq lists its product as uncharacterized. Gene Ontology annotation, molecular function: phosphatidylcholine lysophospholipase A1 activity. The record is from RefSeq and is a predicted model, not a curated record. Lineage: Eukaryota; Metazoa; Cnidaria; Anthozoa; Actiniaria; Actiniidae.